Molecule: messenger RNA, 669 nt
Organism: Postia placenta MAD-698-R-SB12
Lineage: Eukaryota; Fungi; Basidiomycota; Agaricomycetes; Polyporales; Adustoporiaceae
Exons: 3
Coding region: 1-669 (222 amino acids)
Source: RefSeq, a predicted model, not a curated record
AUGUCCGAGAGGCGGAUACGCCAAAGUCCUGUAUCAAGUUUGGCGACCACGGGUCUGCCACCAAUUGGACCUCUCGAUGAUCGGCUGGCAAAUUAUACCACCGGCUCACUGCAGGCGACAGAGAGCAUAUUCAUAAAGCAGGAACUACUUGAUGCGGAGGAUGCGGCUUUCCCGACAAGUAUUGAUAAACGACCUACAGAAGCAAUACCCUCAGCAAAAACUGCGGAUCAGCACGGUGCAGCGACUAUUCCUCUCAAGCAGGAUUUGCCUCCAAUGCAAUUUACGGAGGAUGUGCUCUGCGAAGAGCAAGCCUCCUUUGCAGACAACCCUCAUGAAUGGAACCUGCGGUAUCAGCAGCUCGAGAAGGCGCUGGAAGAAGAGCGUCGACAACGACAGGUUGCAGACGUACUGCUUCAGAUGGAGCGUCUCCGGUCACAGCAGGCAGAGAUUGCGCUCGCCAACGAACGUCGGCAAUGCGAACAAUUGAAUACCGCACUUGAAAAUGAACGCAGCCGAUGCGCGCAGGCACAAGGAGUUGUGGCGGACAUACGGAGGGAGUGUAGAUCUCCCUUCAUUGUUCCUGCGCUGGUGGAUGUAGUCAGCGCACUCGCUCGGAUGACGGGGGAGGCUUUGAAAGACGUGGAUAAGAGUACUAGAGAGGUUGGAUAG